Molecule: messenger RNA, 917 nt
Organism: Diospyros lotus (date-plum)
Lineage: Eukaryota; Viridiplantae; Streptophyta; Magnoliopsida; Ericales; Ebenaceae
Exons: 3
Coding region: 165-716 (183 amino acids)
Biological process (GO): intracellular protein transport; protein localization to Golgi membrane; vesicle-mediated transport
Cellular component (GO): trans-Golgi network; cytoplasm
Molecular function (GO): GTPase activity; GTP binding
Source: RefSeq, a predicted model, not a curated record
CCCACAAAUCUUUUCUUCUUCGUCCCUAACACCAAUGAGCGUCCAUUUGAUCAGACCUCGACGCUCAGCCCCUUCCAAUCCCUAAUUCUGUGAUCGAUCGUCUCCAUAAUUAGGGCUUCCCCCAACGCCACCAACACUUCCCUGCACUCAAUUGAAGGUAAGACAUGGGAGCAUUGAUAUCGAGGUUCUGGUUCAUGUUGUUUCCAGCGAAAGAGUACAAGAUUGUAGUCGUUGGGCUGGAUAAUGCCGGGAAAACGACGACGCUUUAUAAAUUGCACUUGGGUGAGGUCGUUACCACGCAUCCUACAGUUGGUAGCAAUGUCGAGGAGCUCGUUUACAAGAAUAUACGGUUCGAGGUCUGGGAUCUUGGCGGGCAAGACAGACUCCGGACAUCAUGGGCUACAUAUUAUCGUGGAACUCAUGCAGUUAUUGUGGUGAUCGACAGCACAGACCGAGCCAGGAUCGGUAUUAUGAAGGACGAACUCUUCAGGCUGCUCCCGCACGAUGAUCUUCAAAAUUCUGUAAUCCUGGUCUUUGCAAAUAAACAAGAUCUCAAGGAUGCAAUGACCCCUGCUGAGAUAACUGAUGCCCUUUCCCUUCACAGCAUCAAGAACCAUGAUUGGCACAUUCAAGCCUGCUGUGCCCUUACUGGAGAAGGCCUCUAUGACGGUUUAGGGUGGAUUGCCCAGAGAGUCACUGGAAAAGCUCCAAGCUAGAAAUGCAACCACCAUAAACAGUUUCAUUUUCUUUCCUUUUAUGAAUAUUAAGGAUUGAAUAUGGAUCAAUUUUCUUCUGUGUACCAUGGACAGGCAUCUUGCCUGUGUGAUUUGGCAAUUGAUGUUUUAUUUUGAUUUGGCCUUGCAAGAAAGAAUUGUGUCUUCUGCACAACGAUCUAUUUCAUUGAACUAUUUUUGGCA